AUGUGCAUCGCUGAAUCGCGGCCGACCUACAAUGCUUCCACCAAUUCCUGCAGCUGCGAGCCGAUCCCAGGACUCGGCCCAGCCCCAUUCUGCGGAGAUACAUUAUGUAUCUCGGAGAAAGAGCCUGUUUAUAACGUCUCGUCCAGUACCUGCUACUGCGAGUGGAUCCCUGGCCUCGAACAAAGAGAUGUCGUCACCCCAGAGCCUGUUGCUCCUCAGUGUAAUGACAUGUUCUGCAUCGACACGAAGCACCCGGUUUACAACAGCACCUCGCAAAAGUGCGAGUGCCAAUGGAUUCCGGGCAUGGAGCCCACUCCACACAAACUUUGUGCCGACACAAUGUGCAUUUCGGAGAUGGAGCCAAUAUAUAACAUGACAUCAGGUCGGUGUUACUGCGAGUGGCUCCCGUCCUUCUUUCAGAAGAAAGAGGAAGUUGCCGCUUCUUCUCCCAUCAUCCCGACGCCUCCGCCUACUGCUAUUCCAACGCCCGCUAGACGUACAUGCCCCUUGAUCCGGUGCAUUGCCGAAAUGACGCCAGUAUGGAACGAAGAGGCCCAGAAAUGCUUUUGCGAAUGGAUACCAGGGCUGUCUCCAACACCUGGCCCAACGCCAACGCCUAAACCCGGAGGAUCACUUUGUAAGGGAAUAUAUUGCAUCUCGGAACAACAUCCAGUCUAUAACAGUGCUUCUGGGAAGUGCGAAUGCGAAUGGAUCCCAGGAUUGGAACCCUCACCCAUUGCCUCACUCUCACUACCAACUCCACCCAUUAAAACUCGUCCACCUCACGUAUGCCCAAUGAUGGCAUGCAUCGCCGAGAAACAUCCCGUUUACGACCCUGUGACUCAAAAUUGCUCCUGCUACUGGAUUCCCGGCUUGGAACCGGCAAGCGUCACUGAAAGAUCUUCAGACUCAGAUUUAGAAUUAUGCAAAGACACAGUUUGCAUCACCCUGAAGCAUCCAGUCUACGAUCCGGUAUCCAAAACUUGCUCCUGCGAAAUUCCGGAUCCUUUCCCCACUCCUCUCCCUACCCAAUCCUCGAAACCAAAACCGCCUUAUUGGCCUUGCGAAACUCUAUGGUGCCCCCAAGGGCAGCAGGUAACAUACGACAGCACCUCAGACACCUGUUCCUGCAAAGGUUCUCCGAUCAAAGGAAAGCGGGAGACCACCACCACCAUCAGCCCGUCACCUACCCACUCCAUAACUCCCUAUCCACCAAACUCUCACUGCCCUGAUACCGUCUGCGAAGUAGUAGGCACAAUUUCCGUCUACAACCCCACAUCAGAAACAUGCCAUUGCGAUUGGAUUCCUGGCACGGAACCAUCACCUACCGCCCCGACCGAAACCUCGACAACAACCUGCAUCACAUUCCCAUUCCCAGAGUCUAGCGACUCGGUUGACUCUAUUCCAGCAUGCUACGGCGUGACCUGCCCGGAUCCUCUCGAGACACCAAUGUGGUAUUCCGAUCGAAACCCGCAUUGUGUCUGCAAAUCAACUACCUCUUCAACCACAGCCACAGCCUCGGUACCAACUCACACCCUAAUGAAAGCCUCCCUCGACUCUAUCCCAGCAUGCUACUAUGUGCCCUGUCCUGAUCCUCUCGAGACGCCAACGUGGCAUUCCGAUCAAAUCCCGCAUUGUGUCUGCAAAUCGACCACCUCGUCAACCACAGCCACAACUUCACCUACGUCUCCCCCUUCUAAGACAACAAUGGAAACAAUAACAAAAGGACUCACCACUACAAAGCCACCAAAUUCCACGCCCCUGCCUAUGGACUGUGGUCAUUUGAUGUGCAUUCCCGAAAUGCGACUCGUAUGGGACGAGGAGACUGGCGAAUGCGUGUGUAAGUGGAUUACAGGGAUCGGGCCUGGUCAAAUGUGA
Messenger RNA from Venustampulla echinocandica, 1878 nucleotides. RefSeq lists its product as uncharacterized. The record is from RefSeq and is a predicted model, not a curated record. The coding region runs from base 1 to 1878 and encodes 625 amino acids. NCBI's taxonomy places the organism in Eukaryota, Fungi, Ascomycota, Leotiomycetes, Helotiales, Pleuroascaceae. The transcript has a single exon.